CCAGAUCCAGUGUGUCUCACCCAGCCAGGGGCAUGGAGGUGCAAGGGCACCAGUUUCACCACUGAGUGGGCGUCUGGCUCAUUUGAGCAUCACUACGGGGGGAUCACCACCAAAAAAUCUGGACUGACCUUUGCUAACGGAUUAAGUGACCACGAUACACAGAAUUGCGACUGCGUUGUUUGGAUGAAAGUGAUUUGAUCUCGUAUUCUAACAAAGAAAAGGAACUUGACGGAUUUACACAAAGUUACCUGUUUUUUUACAGAACAUCUGAAGCUCCAACAAUCUCAGCCUGAUUCUCAGCGCCUCUGUCAGAGAGUUCGCAUCUGAGCACGUUUGAACACUUCUGCAUUUUUUUUUCACACUCUUCCAGUCUUCCUUUUUCUCAAGUUUACACCACACUACUCUUUCACAAUGGUUGUGGGUAAGAUGAAGUUCACUUUUCAGAAAAGGGUGAAGUUGGCCCAGGGUUUAUGGCUGCUCUCAUGGAUGGCAACUCUGGGUGGAGCGGUCACCUUCACUUUAGGAUGCUUCCUAAAGACUGAGCUUCGAAGGAGGGGAGAGGUAAUGGACAACACAGACAUCCACUGUGUGCCCAACACCUUGAUGAUUGUGGGUCUGGCUUCCAUGGGCAUCAAUUACUUUGCCAGUCGAAUCUGCCAGGAUGCCCUCGACCCUGGGCGUUUCCCACGAUGGAAGACCUUCCUGAAGCCCUAUUUUGGAUGCUCCAUAUUCUUCACCACCCUCAUGCUGAUUUCAGUCAUCCUGAGUUACGCAAUGAAGGGCAGCCUGGAGACCUCCCUGAAGAUCGGCCUGAAGAACGGCAUCCGCUUCUACAAGGACACCGACACGCCCGGCCGCUGCUUCCAGAAGCAGACCAUCGACCACCUUCAGAUGGAGUUCCAGUGCUGCGGCAACAACGACUACAAGGACUGGUUUGAGGUGCAGUGGAUCAGCAACCGCUACCUGGAUUUCAGCUCUAAGGAAGUGAAGGACCGCAUCAAGAGCAAUGUGGACGGCCGUUACCUGAUUGACGGUGUGCCCUUCAGCUGCUGUAACCCGAGUUCUCCCAGACCCUGUAUCCAGUCCAAAAUCACCAACAACACGGCCCACUACAACUACGACCACCAGACCGAAGAGCUCAACAUCUUCAUUCAUGGUUGCAGAGAAGCGCUGGUCAACUACUACAUGGGGCUGAUGAACACGAUUGGAGCUGUGGUUCUGUCCGUCUUUUUGCUGCAGAGCUCAGUGUUGGCUAGCGUGCGACUCCUGCAGACGGCUUUGGAGGCCGUGGCUGGACAGGAGAACGUGGAGAUCGAAACCGAGGGCUACUUGCUUGAGAAGGGAGUGAAGGAGACGUUCAUGGAGUAUGUGGAUCCUGUGCUGAAUCUCCUGCUGCUGAACCAGGUGACUCCUUCUGAAACCAAACCGGAAGCAGGAACGACCACCACCAGCUAAAGAGUCAGACUCACAGGAACGCCGAAGAGUUUCCAGCAGGAGGCUGAGAGUGCUGACAUCUAAUCCAACAAUUCAUGUUUUGGCAUUUUUAUAUAUAUAAUUUGUAAUCUCAAAGAGUUUUAUACUUCAUUAAUACACUAAAACGGUUGUUUCUAACAGUACUGACAUUUCACCCAGUUCCAUUAGACGUCUUUUGAACAAUGAAUGAUCCCACUGUCUAUUCUGCAGCACCUACUCCUCACUUGUGUUUUAUGGCAAAUGUAUGAUAUCGCUAGCCUCGGGUGAGUAACCGUCUGUUCGUUCCUGUCAGGAGAAACUCAGUGCAGCUAUGCAUGGGAAAUGACCAGCAAUAUGCUUCAAUUUCCAUCAUGAUUGGUUGAAUGUGUGAGCGACUGAGCAGUUUCUUAACAGAAAGGUCUGUUACAUUCCUUUCCCAUUUUCUCAUGUCAUACACAGAAAAGAGGCUGAUUAUGUAAUAUUACUGCUACGGAUGUUUGUAAAUGAUUGGAAUCACAGAAAGAUGCAAACCCUUGUGAAAAAGAAGUGUGCUUAACUGUAGUAAAUGUGCAUGUGUAGUGUACUUUAAAUUUGAAAGUAUAUUUUUAAAAAACUGUACUUGCAGGUAAUAUAUUAUUAAUGAAAUAAAAGACAACUUAAGUGUACUUAAUGAGAGUCUAUCUGCAUAACAAUGUUUAUUAAUUAAGUACACUUUUGAAAAGUGCACUUUGUUAUAACAUCAAGUUAGCACACUUACUGAUGUGUUGACGUACUAGAGUACAUGUGAAGUGCUAUCAUUUUAACUGUUGUGUUGUAUUAUUACAUUUGAAGUUAAUACUUUUAAAUGUACUAAAUUGCAACUUCAUCAUUACAAGUGUGUAAUUACAAAUAUAACAUUUUCAAUAUGACAAAGUAUAUUUUAGUUUUUCUAUGAAUAAUUGUCAGUACAUCUAACACACUUUAACCAGUAAUUAUGAAAUUACAUCUAAAGAAGUCAAAAAGCGUCAGAAAUGCACUACUAAAUUUAAUACAAUAACAUGCAGUUAAUUUGCACUUGUGUAAAGUGUUUUCUUUAAGUAGUUUAAGUACUCUCUUUAAAAGUAUGCUGAAGUGCACUUCUUUUUCACAAGGGUAAGCCGUUCUAAUCAUCCACAUCUCGCGCCGUGUACUACCCAGCGGUGGCAAGAUAACGCUUUCUUUUCCAAAACAGUUUUUGUUGACAAACUUUGACAAACGACAGAACACACUGUGCUUUGGCUUCACCCCAGGACGUCCCGUCCGCACAGACCUCUCGCUGACCUGCAGUCAGUCUCCACAUUGCUGUACUGUUUAUUAAGUAUAUUCUAAUAGGUUUUGACUGCGUUGUAUUUCCGCUUGCAGUGUGGACGAGCAAACUAUUUGAUGCUGGAAAUUACUCAUUGCAAAUAUUAUUAUAACUACAAUACAUGUGAAAUAAAUUAUUAUUAAAAUUCAUAUUUUUUCCUCCAAUUAUUACUUUCUCAUCCAGUGUUAUUGCAUGUUGUAAACAUAAAUACUUAACUGUCAUUAAGUCAUUUUUGUUUUGCAUUCAGCGUGGAACUAAAUGCAUUGUACGUGAUAAAGAUGGUGUAGAUGAUGCUCACUGCUCUGCUAUGAAACCCUGUACCGCAGAACCGUCACAAAACUGUCAGGUCCAAUAAAAUCUGACAUUUUGAACUGC
Labeo rohita (rohu) is the source of this 3151-nucleotide messenger RNA. It is a transcript of the gene rom1a, whose product is annotated as retinal outer segment membrane protein 1a. The transcript has 4 exons. Gene Ontology annotation, cellular component: membrane. Bases 412 to 1455 code for a protein of 347 amino acids. Gene Ontology annotation, biological process: visual perception. The record is from RefSeq and is a predicted model, not a curated record. Lineage: Eukaryota; Metazoa; Chordata; Actinopteri; Cypriniformes; Cyprinidae.